Molecule: messenger RNA, 405 nt
Organism: Prorocentrum cordatum
Lineage: Eukaryota; Dinophyceae; Prorocentrales; Prorocentraceae
Source: the annotation of a GenBank genome assembly
AUGCAGGAGGCGAAGCUGGAGCCAAACGUCAUCGGCUACAGCGCUGGGAUCAGCGCGUGCGAGAAGGGCGAACAGUGGCAGCGGGCUUUGGCGUUGCUCGAAGAGAUGUUGGAGGUGAAGCUGGAGCCCAACGUCAUCAGCUUCAACGCUGGGAUCAGCGCAUGUGGAAAGGGCAGGCAGUGGCAGCAGGUUCUGUCGCUGCUCAACGAGAUGUGGAAUGCGACUAUGGUGCCCAACGCCAUCACUCUGAACGCUGGGAUCAGCGCGUAUGAAAAGGGCGAGCAGUGGCAGCGAGCGCUGGCGCUGUUCAGCGUGAUGCGGGAGGCGAAGCUGGAGCCCAGCGUCUCAGCUACAGCGCUGGGACCAGCGCGUGCGCGAAGGGCGAGCAGUGGCAGCGGGCUUUGA